Pararge aegeria (speckled wood butterfly) is the source of this 1191-nucleotide messenger RNA. Its product is annotated as acyl-CoA Delta(11) desaturase-like. The transcript has 5 exons. Bases 1 to 1086 code for a protein of 361 amino acids. Gene Ontology annotation, biological process: unsaturated fatty acid biosynthetic process. NCBI's taxonomy places the organism in Eukaryota, Metazoa, Arthropoda, Insecta, Lepidoptera, Nymphalidae. Gene Ontology annotation, cellular component: endoplasmic reticulum membrane. Gene Ontology annotation, molecular function: iron ion binding; stearoyl-CoA 9-desaturase activity. The record is from RefSeq and is a predicted model, not a curated record.
AUGGCACCAGCUAUCACUGUCACUAAAGUGUUGACAAAACAAAAAAUGCUUUAUAACAACUACAGUCCUAAGGAACAUGAUGCAAAAGACUGCAUAACCAACGGUUUUGAACCACACAAAACUAUAGAUUAUUAUGAUGAAGCGCUACCGAAAAAUGAUCCAAAAUUUCUUGCACCCGUAAGGAGAUGGGAAAAGCGUGUGGGUUUCUUGACCCCACUGCGAUGGAUUAACAUUAUAGUUAUAUCGUUAUUUCAUAUAAUAACUUUGGCAUACUGUGUACACCUAUUAUUAUCGGGUGCACUACCUAAGUGGCAGACCGUUCUAUUCGAAACCUUUCUUGGAGGUGUGAGCGGGUUUGGCGUAACUGCAGGCGCUCAUCGGUACUGGACGCACCGAUCAUUCAAAGCUACUACUCCACUUAAAAUCAUAUUCAUGCUCUGUUUUGCCUUAUCGGGUCAGAACAAUAUGUUUAAUUGGGUGAGAGACCAUCGCGUCCAUCACAAAAGGUCUGAGACGAUAGCGGACCCGCACGAUGCGCGACGAGGAUUCUUUUUCGCCCAUGUCGGCUGGCUUUUGAUGAAAAAACACCCCCUUGUCGUCAAAGAAGGAAAUCAACUUGACAUGAGUGACAUUCUCAACGAUCCAGUGGUCCAGUUUCAUUCUAAAUACUUCUACUUUUUUAAACUAACGAUGUGUAUUAUCCUACCUACUAUACUUAAAGUGCUAUUAUGGAAUGAAAUCUGGAAGUUCGCCAUAGCAACUACGUUUUUCCGAUACCUAUUAAGCGUCAACUUCACGUGGUCUGUGAACAGCUUUGCACAUCUCUGGGGAAACAAGCCCUAUGAUAAAAAUAUAAUGCCCGUUGAAAGUUGGAAAGUGUCAUUUUUUGCAAUGGGAGAAGGCUGGCACAACUAUCACCACACCUUUCCAUGGGACUACAAAGCGGCGGAGCUCUCUUAUUUUCUGAACGUUACUACGAUGUACAUAGACUUGUUUGCAGCCCUGGGAUGGGCAUAUGACUUGAAGAAGGCAUCGCCAUCUCUUAUCGAUGCUAUUGUAAAGAAAAAAGGACAGAAAAUUUAUUAAAUAAGAAAUGUUUAAAAUGUGAAUAUGGAAUUGUUAAUUUUCAACAUUGAUUUUUGUUAUGUAGCUAUCUUCUUUAUGGGUGAUAUGGUUAUUACCUAUGGUAAA